AUGUCGGACAAAUGCCAGCUUCUGGGCCCGUUUGCGCUUGUAAUCCAGGCGUUUCUGGGCGUGCUCGCUCUCUCGUCGCUCGUGUGGAAACGCUACCGCGAGUACCCGAACCGCAGGCCCUGGAAAAUAUGGUUUUUCGACGUGUCCAAGCAGGUAAUUGGGGCCUUUGGUAUCCACAUGCUGAACGUGUUCAUGAGCAUCCUGGGCGGCCACUCUGACAAGUGGGUGGCAUCUGUACCAAAUCAAACGUCGCCGUACUAUUUCGCCAGCCCGCCAAACCCACCAGCCUCCCCGCCACCUCCAGAACCAGACUUUGACAAUCCGUGCGACUACUACUUUCUCAACAUCCUUUUCGACACAACCAUCGGCAUCCCGAUCCUCUGGGGCCUGCUGCAUGUUAUCUACACCCUCGCCAGAAACGCAGGCAUCGAGGGAAUCGAGUCUGGCCAAUACGGCAAUCCACCACGAUACUCGUACUAUUUCAAACAGCUAGCACUAUAUUUCAUCGGGCUCGUGUCCAUGAAACUCAUAAUAUACAUCCUGCUUGUUGUGUGCCCGUUCCUGGUCCACCUGGCCUACUGGCUGCUCUCGUGGUCGGACGCCGUGCCGAAUCUCCAGGUCGCCUUUGUGGUCCUCAUAUUCCCGCUCAUCAUGAACAGCUUCCAGUACUACGUCAUCGACUCCAUCAUCCAGAGCCCCGAGUACUCGCACCAGCACGCCAAGUCGCCCGACGAGCGCCCCGAGUCAGAAUAA
Messenger RNA from Ogataea angusta, 753 nucleotides. RefSeq lists its product as uncharacterized. The coding region runs from base 1 to 753 and encodes 250 amino acids. The transcript has a single exon. Gene Ontology annotation, cellular component: membrane. The record is from RefSeq and is a predicted model, not a curated record. Lineage: Eukaryota; Fungi; Ascomycota; Pichiomycetes; Pichiales; Pichiaceae.